UGCUCCAGACUCGACGACGGAGGAGUUCGUCAGCCACUGUUUGUAACAGAGAGCAAAAAAAACCGCAGAUUUUAAAACCCCUAAAAGCUAACAGCUCGAGAAACUCUGAAGAUGGAUGACAGUGAGCUACUCGUUAGCAGCGAUCAGAAGAUGGAAGACGCUUCAACCGUAAACCCUAUCCCACCCUCGUCGGAUGAUUCCGGCGAGUCCGAUUCCGAAUCGGAGGAUGAGGCCGAGUCUAAUCACCAGAUUGAAACCCUAGAGUCGGAGCUCUCCGCCAAUCCUUACAACUACGAUGCUUAUGUCCAAUAUAUAAAGCUUCUAAGGAAAACUGCGAACCUUGAGAAGCUAAGACAAGCAAGGGAAGCUAUGAGUGCUAUGUUUCCGUUGAGUCCUUCUUUGUGGCUUGAAUGGGCGAGGGAUGAAGCUUCUCUAGCCUCUAGUGAUAAUGUGCCUGAAAUUGUGAAGCUUUACGAACGAGGGAUUUCUGAUUAUCAGUCUGUGUCUCUUUGGUGUGACUACCUGAACUUUUUGCGAGAGUUUGAUCCGUCCGUUAAUGGGUAUACACCUGAUGGUAUCUCAAAAAUGAGGAAUCUUUUUGAACGUGCUAUUCCGGCUGCGGGAUUCCAUGUUACUCAAGGCAAUAGAAUAUGGGAAGGAUAUAGAGAGUUUGAGCAAGGCAUCUUAGACACUAUUGACAAGGCUGACCUUGAGGAGAGGAAUAAACAGAUACAAAGGAUUCGAAGCAUAUUUCACCGUCACCUGUCUGUUCCGCUGAAAGAUUUAAGCUCCACCCUUAUUACAUAUAAGGCUUGGGAGUUGGAACAGGGCACUGACCUUGAUAUUGGAUCUGAUGAUUUGAGUAAGGUUUCUCCCCAGGUUGCUGUUGCAAACAAGAAGGCACAACAGAUGUAUAGUGAACGUGCCCAUCUUGAAGAGAACAUAUCUAAGAAAGAUUUAUCGGACACGGAAAAGUUUCAGCAUUUCAUGAGUUACAUUAAGUUUGAGCAGACGUCUGGAGAUCCUACCCGAGUUCAAGCUAUAUACGAACGCGCUGUGGCUGAAUUCCCGGUUUCAAGUGACUUGUGGAUAGACUACACCAGCUAUCUUGAUAAAACUUUGAAGGUUGGAAAAGCUAUAACGCAUGCUUAUUCUAGGGCGACUAGAAGUUGCCCUUGGACUGGAGAUCUUUGGACUCGUUAUUUGCUUGCUUUAGAGCGUGGUUCUGCAUCCGAAAACGAUAUUUAUGCUGUCUUUGAGAAGUCAUUGCAGUGCACCUUUUCCUCUUUUGAGGAGUACCUGGAAUUAUACCUCACUCGAGUAGAUGGCCUGAGAAGGAGAAUGAUUUCAACCUCGAUGGUAGAGACUUUGGAUUAUUCUCUGAUAAGAGAAACUUUUCAGCAAGCAUCAGACUAUCUAACGCCCCAGAUGCAAAAUACAGACAGUUUGGUGCGUUUGCAUGCUUAUUGGGCCAACUUGGAACUGAAUAUUGGAAAAGAUCUAGCUGGAGCAAGAGGUGUUUGGGAUAGCUUUCUGAAAAAGAGUGGUGGGAUGCUAGCAGCCUGGCAGGCAUACAUUGAUAUGGAAGUGCGCUUGGGGCACGUAAAGGAAGCUAGGUCUAUUUACCGGAGGUGCUAUACAAGAAAGUUUGAUGGGACUGGCUCAGAAGAUAUAUGCCAUGGAUGGUUACGCUUUGAAAGGGAGCGUGGAGCUUUGGAAGAUUUUGACCAUGCCGUUCAAAAGGUAACACCCCGCUUGGAAGAGCUACAACUGAUAAGGCUACAACAAGAGUCUGCACCUGUCAAACCGUCAGCCGGCGUAAAAGAGCAUAACCCACAAAAGAGUACACGUGAAAAGAGAAAAGCUGGACCGAAUGUAGAAGAAGAGUCUUCUGCUAAGCGGCAAAAGAGUAAAGGUCAAAAGAUGAAUGACGAGGAAGCAGAAGGUAAGACUGCAACUGUACCAAACAAAAAAAGUAAGUCAGAGACUGAAAAAGCAGCUGAUUCAAAGAGAGAAGAGUCAGAAGGCGCUAAACCAGUGAAGCCGAAAAUCUUCACAGACGAGUGUACAGCUUUUCUUUCAAAUCUCAGUCCUAAGGCGCAAGAGGAAGAUAUACGCAAGUUCUUUAGCGAUGUUGGUGGUGUUGCUUCCAUUCGCAUUCUCCAUGACAAAGGCACUGGAAAACCAAGGGGACUGGCAUACGUUGACUUUGUGGAUGAUGAGCACCUUGCAGCAGCUAUAGCAAAAAACAGAAAGAUGUUACUUGGUAAGAAGAUCAGUAUAGCACGGUCAAAUCCAAAGAAGGGUAAAAAAGAUUUCACUCGGCGUGGAAAUGAAGGUUCGGGGAAUUCAAAGGACACAUCCCAGGUUUCUGACAAGGCGAAAGCACCUCUUGAUGGCGAAACAGAGGGUGAAAAGCGAGGAAAUGAAGUGGAGGUGAGGGGUAAGAACACGUUCGCCAUCCCACGAACUGUUAAAGCACUCGGCUUCACGACACCCAAACCCAUCGCAGCAGAUGAGACGCCAAAAUCACAUGACGAGUUCAGGAAUAUGUUCCUUAAAAAGUAAGGCUUUGGGCUUUGGGCUUUUGGGCUUUUGGUCCCUUCUCUUCUCUUCCCCUGGAUACAACUUUCUUGUUCUUCUUUUCUAAACACACUCUCUGAACCAAUCUUUUGUUGUAGACUGACAAUGUCGCAUCUGAAGCUCUCGUUUGUGUUGAGAUAAUUAGAUAAUUUUCAAUAACUAAAUAUACAAUUUGAAGUUA
Molecule: messenger RNA, 2764 nt
Organism: Brassica oleracea var. oleracea
Lineage: Eukaryota; Viridiplantae; Streptophyta; Magnoliopsida; Brassicales; Brassicaceae
Product: squamous cell carcinoma antigen recognized by T-cells 3
Exons: 16
Coding region: 112-2568 (818 amino acids)
Biological process (GO): RNA processing
Molecular function (GO): protein binding; RNA binding
Source: RefSeq, a predicted model, not a curated record